Messenger RNA from Silurus meridionalis, 1979 nucleotides. RefSeq names its product tumor protein p53 (gene tp53). The coding region runs from base 191 to 1315 and encodes 374 amino acids. Gene Ontology annotation, molecular function: DNA-binding transcription factor activity, RNA polymerase II-specific; RNA polymerase II cis-regulatory region sequence-specific DNA binding. NCBI's taxonomy places the organism in Eukaryota, Metazoa, Chordata, Actinopteri, Siluriformes, Siluridae. The transcript has 11 exons. The record is from RefSeq and is a predicted model, not a curated record. Gene Ontology annotation, cellular component: nucleus. Gene Ontology annotation, biological process: regulation of transcription by RNA polymerase II; apoptotic process; protein tetramerization.
CGAGAGCGCGUGGAGGUUUUAAAGGAAGGCGGAAGUGAGCGAAGUUGUUUUGGAGGAAACUCUUAUAGAAGACGUGGAGGGAGAGGAGACAAGAGGAGACAAAUCAUUUCUCUGUCUACACCCAAAGUGUGUGUAAACAAGUCUCAGUGUGUGUGAGCUUCUCUGCCCAGAGCCUGAGCAUCAGACCUGCAUGGAGGGAGACGAAGAGAGAGACACAAUGUUGACACACACUGCAGACAGUCAGGAUUUUGCAGAGCUCUGGUUGCAGAACCUCAUGGGUCCCGAUGAAAACUCAUGGGGAAAUGAGAAUAUCUCUGAGUUGCUGCAGGAUGUAUCCUGUGAUGGUCUGCUCAGUGACAUGUUACAGCCACAGUCCUCAUCGUCUCCUCCAACUUCCACCGUCCCAGUCACUUCUGACUACCCCGGACUCCACAACUUCACCCUGCACUUCCAAGAGUCUAGUACUGCCAAGUCUGUCACCUGUACGUAUUCUCCAGAGCUGAAUAAAAUGUUUUGUCAGUUGGCGAAGACGUGUCCUGUGUUAAUGGCGGUAAGUUCCAGUCCGCCACUGGGUUCGCUGCUCAGAGCCACCGCUGUGUACAAGAGAUCAGAACACGUGGCUGAGGUAGUGCGCCGCUGCCCUCACCAUGAGAGGAGUAAUGACAGCAAUGAGGGUGUAGCUCCUUCUGCUCACCUGCUGCGUGUAGAAGGGAAUUCUCGGGCGGUAUAUCACGAGGAUGAGAACACGCAGCGCCACAGUGUGGUGGUGCCCUACGAACCCCCCCAGGUGGGAUCAGAAUGUAUAACUGUGCUGUAUAACUACAUGUGUAACAGCAGCUGUAUGGGGGGAAUGAACCGCCGCCCCAUCCUCACCAUCAUCACCCUGGAAACACAGGAUGGUCAGUUGUUGGGUCGGCGCACAUUUGAAGUUCGUGUGUGUGCGUGUCCCGGGCGAGACCGAAAAACAGAGGAGAACAACUUUAGGAAACAGCAGGAGCCCAAAACCUCCAGCAAAACCACCAAGCGCAGCAUGAAGGAUUUUCUUUCUCACUCUGAAGACAAUAAAAAAUCCAAGAACAGCAGCAGUGACGAUGAGAUUUACACACUGCAGGUGCGUGGGAGAGAGCGCUAUGAAUUUCUGAAGAAGAUUAAUGAUGGUCUGGAGCUCAGUGACCUGGUGCCACCUGCUGACCAGGAGCAGUAUCGCCAGAAACUUUUGUCUAAAAGAUGGAGGAAGGAGAAAGAUGGAGCUCCAGCAGAACCCAAACGUGGGAAGAAACGACUGGUGAAGGAGGAGAAGAGUGACUCAGACUGAGGGGGGUUUCAGGACGGGGGCUCCAUUUAACUCAUUUUUCCGAGUUAAACCAUUAUCUCUGUGUGUGCGUGAGAAGGUGUGUGUGUGUGUGUGUGUGUGUGUGUGUGUGUGUGUGUGUGUGUUGUUUUCAGUAGAGACAAGGCCACAGUGCAGGGUGUUUUGGGAUUGAAACACUGCCCCCUGUAGCUGAGUGUUUGUUAUUGCAGUGUGUGAAUGGUCUCUGUAUCUGGACUCGGCUGUAAAUGUGCUUCUCUACCAGAUUCUGUUUUUCUGCAGUCUUUUGUAUCAUGUGACUUUGUUUCAGUAAGAUCCCCCUGAACCCUGUGGGUGUGAGGUCCUCUGUUCCCCUCAACAUUGUGCAGGUGAAACUCACACUGUGUCUGAUUGGUGGAGUCCUAAUUAGAGUGAAUGCGUCUGAUUGGUCAGUUCUCUGUUAGGUUGUUUAUAAACACUUGAACUGUUCAUUGUAACGGUGCAGGAAAUCGAUUCAGACUCAGGAAAUUUACAGUUAAAACAUUUCUAUGGUUUCUGUGUGAUCUUCUUAAUCGCCUUUGUGUUUUAUCUUUUUAUACCAAAGUUGUUUCUCAUUUAUAUCAUGUUUUAUACACGUGUGUAGCAGAAGUUCAGUUCUUUACAACAAUCAAUAAAACUUCAAUUUUCUAAA